Messenger RNA from Branchiostoma floridae (Florida lancelet), 2043 nucleotides. RefSeq names its product plasminogen-like. The record is from RefSeq and is a predicted model, not a curated record. The transcript has 10 exons. Lineage: Eukaryota; Metazoa; Chordata; Leptocardii; Amphioxiformes; Branchiostomatidae. Gene Ontology annotation, molecular function: chitin binding. Bases 44 to 1924 code for a protein of 626 amino acids.
AUGAUGCAAUCGCGGCGGGCUUGGCAAAAUUAGAUGAAGUUUGAUGGACAUUUUCAUUUUUCAAAGAUAUUUCCGUACUACUCCAGGAUGUAUUCCCAUGUCUUCUGGAUCGAAGCUCAACACGGAAUGCCGCAGUUGUAAGCACUUUUCCAUCCACAAGAGAGGUGGGACUAUCCAAUGCGUCGCAAAAUGCCCAGUAGACAUGAAAGCCGCUGACGAUGGCGUCACAUGCAGAUGUAAGGACUUUGUCUUCCACAACGAUGACGGAAGUUCUCGAUGUGUCUCGGCAUGCGGAAUCGCUUAUGCAUUGGGAUCAGACGGCAGGACUUGCACGGUUAAGUUUAGAGCUGAUGCACGAUGCGGAACGAAUUUCCCAGCCCCAGGAGCGAGUCCCGGCCAGUGUAACCCUUAUUCAGAUGGGCCCUGUUGUUCCAGUGGGGGAUGGUGUGGGGCAACAGAAGCUCACUGCACAUGCAACGGCUGUAAGGACUAUCGUAAGUGGAGAGCUGACAGCCGUUGUGGAGCGGAUUUCCCCGCCCCAGGAGCGAACCCCGGCCAGUGUGACCCUAAGUCAGACAGACCAUGUUGUUCCACUGAGGGAUGGUGUGGGGCUUCAGCAGCUCACUGCACCUGCGACGGUUGUAAGGACUUUCGUCCAGCUAAGUGGAGAGCUGACAGCCGUUGUGGAGCGGAUUUCUCGGCCCCAGGAGCGAACCCCAGCCAGUGUGACCCUCUUUCAGACAGACCCUGUUGUUCCACUGAGGGAUGGUGUGGGGCUACAGCAGCUCACUGCACCUGCGACGGCUGUAAGGACUUUCGUCCAGUUAAGUGGAGAGCUGACCAUCGUUGCGGAACGCGUUUCCCAGCCCCAGGAGCGAACCCCGGCCAGUGUAACCCAAAGUCAGAUUGGCCCUGUUGUUCCAGUGGGGGAUGGUGCGGUUCUACACCAACUCACUGCACCUGCGACGAUUGUAGGGAUUAUCGUCUAGCCUUGUGGAGGGAUGAUGGGCGUUGUGGCACGGAUUUCCAAGCCUCGGGAGCGAAUCCCGGCCAGUGUGACCCUAAGUCAGAAAGACCCUGUUGUUCCACUGAGGGAUGGUGUGGGGCUUCACCAGCUCACUGCACCUGUCACGGCUGUAAGGACUAUCGUCUAGGCACAGCUAAGUUUAGAGCUGACGGACAUUGUGGGACGGAGUUCCCAGCCCUAGGAGCGAACCCCGGCCAGUGUAACCCUGUGUCAGACAGACCCUGUUGUUCCAAGUACGGAUGGUGUGGGGCAACAUCAGCUCACUGCACCUGCGACGACUGUAUGGACUAUCGUCUAGGUCCAAAGGUUUCUUAUACAGCCUUGUGGAGGGAUGAUGGGCGUUGUGGCACGGAUUUCCCAGCCCCAGGAGCGAACCCCGGCCAGUGUGACCCUAAGUCAGAUAGGCACUGUUGUUCUACUGAGGGAUGGUGUGGGGCUUCACCAGCUCACUGCACCUGCGACGGCUGUAAGGACUAUCGUCCAGCUAAGUUUAGAGCUGACGGACGGUGUGGAACGGAGUUCCCAGCCCCAGGAGCGAACCCCGGCCAGUGUAACCCUGUGUCAGACAGACCCUGUUGUUCCAAGUACGGAUGGUGUGGGGCAACAUCAGCUCACUGCACCUGCGACGACUGUAUGGACUAUCGUCCAGAUUGCCUGAUUGGAGAUGGAACAUCUUACCGAGGAACAGUCUCUGUGACGGAAACAGGCAGGACGUGUCAACGCUGGGACAGUCAGGCACCUCACCAACACCAAAGCACGGCCGCUAAUUAUCCGUCAUCCGGACUGGAGGAGAACUACUGCCGGAAUCCGGACGGCGAACCCGGGGUUUGGUGCUAUACCACUGAUCGCGAAAAGAGGUUUGAACUGUGUGACGUACCAUUAUGUGGUAAGCUUUGAUUCUAUAACCUUAGAUAAGGACUGAAUGUUUGUUCUGUCUUAGGCCAUGUUGAUUUGAUUAUAUGGAUGACAUCCUGGCUCGCAUCAAUUUUCGGCCGUUUCCAAAAAAAAAAAGGUUU